Molecule: messenger RNA, 1841 nt
Organism: Condylura cristata (star-nosed mole)
Lineage: Eukaryota; Metazoa; Chordata; Mammalia; Eulipotyphla; Talpidae
Gene: NR1H4
Product: nuclear receptor subfamily 1, group H, member 4
Exons: 9
Coding region: 23-1483 (486 amino acids)
Biological process (GO): bile acid signaling pathway; ecdysone receptor signaling pathway; positive regulation of transcription by RNA polymerase II
Cellular component (GO): nucleus
Molecular function (GO): bile acid binding; nuclear receptor activity; RNA polymerase II cis-regulatory region sequence-specific DNA binding
Source: RefSeq, a predicted model, not a curated record
AAUCACUGUGAAUAAGCUAAGAAUGGUGAUGCAGUUUCAGGAGUUAGAAAACCCAGUUCACAUUAGCCCUUGCCACAGCUAUACAGCCUCAGGAUUUCUCAUGGAAAUGAUGAGCAUGAAGCCAGCUAAAGGUGUGCUGACAGAACAGGCAUCAUGUCCUCUGGGACAGACUCUAGAAGUGGAGCCGUACUCCCAUUAUAACAGUGUGCAGUUUCCCCAAGUUCAACCACAGAUUUCGUCGUCGUCCUAUUAUUCCAACCUGGGUUUCUACCCACAGCAGCAUGAAGAGUGGUACUCUCCCGGAUUAUAUGAACUCCGGCGAAUGCCAACUGAGACUCUCUACCAGGGGGAGAGUGAGGUAGCAGAGAUUCCUAUAGCAAAGAAGGCACGAAUGGGCACAUCCACGGGGAGAAUAAAAGGGGAUGAGCUAUGUGUUGUUUGUGGAGACAGAGCAUCUGGAUACCAUUACAAUGCACUGACCUGCGAGGGCUGCAAAGGUUUCUUCAGGAGAAGCAUUACCAAAAACGCUGUGUACAAGUGCAAAAACGGGGGCAACUGUGUGAUGGACAUGUACAUGCGCAGAAAGUGCCAAGAGUGCCGGCUCAGGAAGUGCAAAGAGAUGGGAAUGUUGGCUGAAUGUAUGUAUACAGGCUUGUUAACUGAAAUUCAGUGUAAAUCUAAACGAUUGAGAAAAAACGUGAAGCAGCAUGCAGAUCAGACCAUUAAUGAAGACAGUGAAGGACGUGACUUGCGACAAGUGACUUCAACGACUAAGUCAUGCAGGGAGAAAACUGAACUUACCCCAGAUCAACAGAAUCUUCUAUAUUAUAUUAUGGAUUCCUAUAGCAAACAGAGGAUGCCUCAAGAAAUAACAAAUAAAAUUUUAAAAGAAGAAUUCAGUGCCGAAGAAAAUUUUCUCAUUUUAACUGAAAUGGCUACCAGUCAUGUACAGAUUCUCGUAGAAUUCACAAAAAAACUGCCAGGAUUUCAGACAUUGGACCACGAAGAUCAGAUUGCUUUGCUGAAGGGGUCUGCAGUUGAAGCAAUGUUCCUUCGUUCAGCUGAAAUUUUCAAUAAGAAACUUCCAGCUGGACAUGCUGACCUAUUGGAGGAAAGAAUUAGAAAGAGUGGUAUCUCUGAUGAAUAUAUAACACCUAUGUUUAGUUUUUACAAAAGUGUUGGAGAACUAAAAAUGACUCAAGAAGAGUAUGCUCUGCUUACAGCAAUUGUCAUCUUCUCUCCAGACAGACAGUACAUAAAAGAUAGAGAAGCUGUGGAGAAGCUUCAGGAACCACUGCUUGAUGUGCUACAAAAGUUGUGCAAGAUUCAUCAGCCUGAAAACCCUCAGCAUUUUGCCUGUCUCCUGGGUCGCCUGACUGAGUUGCGGACGUUUAAUCACCACCAUGCAGAGAUGUUGAUGUCUUGGAGAGUGAAUGACCACAAGUUUACCCCCCUUCUCUGUGAAAUCUGGGAUGUUCAAUGAGGAGUGUCACAGAGCAGGGCCAGCACUUCACUUUCAUUGUAUAAAUUUGAUGUAUAACUUUCCUUAGUUUCAUUUGUACCUGGCUUCACAAAGGAAUUUUCAUGGAUAUUUAUGUAGUAAUUAUAUAACUGCCACAAUUGUAAAUAGGGGGCUAGCUAGAAUUACUUUCUCUAUAUUUUAUAAAGCUUUAGGGAAUCUUUCACUUUAAUUGGCAUGCCCUGUUUGCCAAGGUAAAUUGUUCUUUAUUUCAGUUCCAUUGAAGUUGGGAAAUUUUCUCUCUUCAUCUUACCUUAUUAUGUGUAUUUUAUUAAAGAAUUGUGUUCGGUUUUGGUAAUAAACCCAACAUAAAGGCAACGGG